AUGAUGGGAAUAAACAAAUCCUCUGAGCAACAAGAAAAUGGCGAUGAUUAUAACAUGUCAUGUUACGUUGCCUGGGUUAGAAGCAUUUUUAACUCGGACGUUUCUAUAAACACUAAUUUGUUACAUAUAGAAGCUGAGAGGGAGAACAAAAAAAAGCGAAAAAUAAGCGAAGAAAAAGGAAAAGUAGAAAAUAAAGAACAAGAAUGUAAAGAAGAAGAUAAAGAAGAAGAACAACAACAAAAGGAAGAAAAAGGAGGAUGUAUUAAAAAGAGAAAUAAAAAAAGACUAAGAUGUGAGGAGAAUGAAGAAAAAAAGAGGAAAAUUUUGUCUGAAGAAAGGAUGGUAACGUUUCUUAGCAGCCCUUUGGUGGCCGAAAAAAGGAAGAGUGAUAUUAAAGACGAGAAUGAUAAUGAGUCAAAUAUAUUUUGCUAUUCUGAUGAUAAAAAGAGUUUUUAUAAUAAUAAUAGUAUUAAUAGUAAUAGUAAUAAUAAUAUUAAUAAUAAUAUUGUUAGUAAUCAAAAUUUGAAAAAAAUAGAAUUGUUCAAAAAUGGCAGUUCUUCCUCGUGUGAAAUAUCAGAAAUAGAAAAUGAAAAGGAAUUGUGUGAAGAUAUGGUGGAAGAAGGUAAAAAUGGAGUAGUAAGAAAGGCUAAAAAUAAUGUAAAGGAAAAUAAUGAAAAAGUAUUUGGUAGUUAUUGUCAUAUUAAUAUUAAAGUUCCAGAGGAUACGAAGAAAGAUAUAACACGAAAGGAUAAGCUGAACAUGGUUGGCUAUGAUAUAUUAAAUUGUUUUAUGAUAUCCUCGUCUGAUGAAGAAGAAAAUGAUGAUUAUGAUGAUGAUGGUAUUGAUCGUCAUAUGAAUAGUGACAAGAGUGACCAAAUAUAUGAUGAUAACCAUACACAGUCGAAAAGCGUUGAGUUCAUUUAUAUUCCCUUUAAUUACGAAAAUUUAAAAAAAAAAAUAAAAUUAAUGAGGGAUAUAGAUAUAGAAUUUUACAACAUUCAAGAAAAAUCGAAAGAAAGGGGCAAGGAAAUAAUAUCUAGUGGUGGAAUCUUAGUUGCAAACAGCAAUGGAAAUAAGAGCUCACUUUAUGAUGUUACAAAUGGUGCAGUUAUAAGCAGUAAUAAUAUUUACAAUUCGAAUAAUAAUAUGAAGGAUGGAGAUGAUAAUAAUAAUAAUGAUAAAAAUAAUAGUAAUGAUAAUAAUAAUAAUAGAAACAAUAAUAAUAUUAAUAAUAACAACAAUAUUAAUUAUAAUAAUAACAACAAUAUUAAUUAUAAUAAUAAUAAUAAUAACGAGACAGUUUUAAAAAGGAAUGAAAAAAUAAAUAGGCAAGAAGUUUUCCCCCCAAAAAAUGAUACCCAUGAUUUUUGUUUUUGGAAUGUUGAAAAUGACACCUACAUAACAAGACCACUAUAUGCGCAACAUCUAAACAAAAAACAUUUUACAUUAUUAGAUGAGUCGGAAGAAAUGAUUAAAAACUAUUCUUCAAAUCAGUAUUCAAUUAAAUUUGUGCCAAGACAUUUGCUUUAUGUAGUUAGUCAGGUAGCAUCAAGGACAUUCUUUGAUCCUAUAUACAGGAAACAGUUGCUUUUCCAUUUCUAG
Messenger RNA from Plasmodium malariae, 1602 nucleotides. RefSeq names its product conserved Plasmodium protein, unknown function. The coding region runs from base 1 to 1602 and encodes 533 amino acids. The transcript has a single exon. Lineage: Eukaryota; Apicomplexa; Aconoidasida; Haemosporida; Plasmodiidae. The record is from RefSeq and is a predicted model, not a curated record.